AUGCGCGAAAGGCGUGCGCACGGUGCUCGGCUGCCAUUGGUGGACACUGUCCCCUAUGCUGCCAUGUCCCUCCGCGAUCGCAGUGCCUACUUGGGAGACAUCGGCGGCGGGCCGUUCUGCGUCCCCGACCUCCUCACCUGCAACUUACGGUUCUAUCGCAGACUCUGCCGCCGCUCGGAUCUCGCGCUGUCAACUUGGACGAGAGUGAUCGUGUUGUUUACAAGUUCUGCCAGUCAGAUCGUCAAGGUCCGCCGAUUCAUCGAUGACCAGCACAAUCCAAGAUGGACGGGCUGGCAGAUGGCGAUGGUCCUCUCCUUGAUUUAUAUCCGACGCGCGACUGGCGGCUGGGGUCGUGCAUAUUGGUUUCUGGGCGAGAUCUGUGCUAUCACGGAGGAGAUCGACCAUGCAUUGAACCCUGAGCGAUGCAAAGCCCGAAAUAAGACAGCGCAUUGCGUAUACGCUCAUCUUCCGGUCCGCGGCACGCUUGCUGGCAUCCCGCUAAAAGAGAUCUGGACUCCAGUAAUGAUUCUGAGCUGGACCGAUGGUCAACGCGCGCACGUUCUCGUGAAAGCGGGUCCCUUGGUUAACAAGACAUUCCGGGUCGACCAAGUCCUCCUCUACACGCUUGCAAUUGCUCGCGCCAUCCGCCGAGGGAAGCAGCACGCUCACCGUCUCGACGGGCGAUUUCAGUUGAGGGAUCUGUCCACUAGAAUGCAUCUCAGUCCACUGAGAUCCUCCGUCCCUCCUUCUUCGCCUGGUAUCUCUCUACCCCCACCGUUUUCCUGGCUCGAUGCCCGUCGAGACCUCUUCAGAUUCAGUCCUGGUUCCGAUGAUUCUUUACUGCAGAGUUGAGCCUGCCCGGGUGCUGAUCGACUUCCAUGGCGAGGGGAAGCGACGCGAAAGAUGAUUCCAAGACUUGCAAUCGAUCGCAUAUCGCUUCCUGGAUUCCACCCAAGAUGCCGCAUAGCAAGACUGAGACAACACGUGGAUCACUGUGUAAGAUCCGACGGGCUAGAGGGCAGAAGAGAUGUCAUUGGCAACCAGCAGGCGGCCGCUUGGGGUGCAGGGGAGUCGUGCGAUUCGACAGUCACACGCGGCAUGCGGCGGACAGGGCGCGCAGGAAGCGAUGAGACAACGGCAUACAGGCACUGGCAACGUCGGGUACCGGAUGAAUGUUAAGAAGGAGCAUAGGCCUUUGAUUCCCGUUCCGAUAAUCAUUCCUCUGGCAGCGUUGGGGGCCAGAUUGUCCCCACAAGAAUGAGGCCUGAGAAUUCAUUCGUAGAAAGUACAUAUCACGCUGUCUGUCCCAUGAAGGUCCGACUCUGGCUCAUAAUGGUCUGGGCCUGUGUCUGCCAGGCUACCGUCGUCCAUUAGGGUCAAGGUCUAUCUUGAUGCCAG
This is a messenger RNA of Mycena citricolor, 1398 nucleotides long. Lineage: Eukaryota; Fungi; Basidiomycota; Agaricomycetes; Agaricales; Mycenaceae. The record is from the annotation of a GenBank genome assembly.